ACGAAUGAAAGUGAUAACACAAAUUAUCAAAACAAUUAAUUAGAAUUUUCCGAAUUUUCGUAUUUUAUCCUGUUUCUCGUCCCAAAUUUAAUCAAUUCUCUUGAAAAACUUCACUCCGCUGCGAACUGGCAACAUGGUAAAGGAACGAGAUUUGCAACGAAUGCUGAGUCAAGCGAAUUACAAACAGCCAGAAGCAACUAAAAAGGACAUUUUAGAAGCAGUUAAUCAAUAUCGGGCAUUAGAUGUUCAAACAGAGCAUUUUGUUUUCAACGAUGGUUCGUCAAAAGAACUCGUAAAUUUGCAAGGAACAAUUCCCGUCGUCUACAAAGGCACGACUUACCAUAUUCCGGUUUGCAUUUGGAUUGUCGACACACAUCCGCAUAACGCUCCCAUGUGUUACGUGAAACCGACUGCCGACAUGCACAUCAAAGUGUCGCGUUUUUGCGAUCACAAUGGAAAAGUUUACUUGCCUUAUUUGCACGAUUGGUCUCCCUCGGAGUCGGAUUUGUUGGGAUUGAUUCAAGUGCUAAUUAUCACAUUUGGGGAGUAUAUGCCGGUUUAUUCGAAGCCCAAGAAUCAAAUUCCGCCGCAAACGACGCCGUAUCCGAGUCAACCGUAUAUGCCGCAACCGCAAGCCGGAAGCUUUGGAGGGUAUCCGGGCGUUGGGUAUCCGCCUGUUCAACCAAAUCCGACAAAUACUCCGUAUCCUCCGGCUUUUCCGGGUAUGCCGUCGCCCUUUAUGCCCAUGCCGGGGGCACAAGCAAGCGGAUAUAAUCCGAAUCCAUAUAAUGCAGGAACAAUAACCGAAGAACACAUAAAAGCAUCGCUCAUUAGUGCCGUCGAGGACAAAGUUCGUCGUCGUUUGCAGGAACGCGUUAAUCAAAUCCAAGCCGAGAUCCAAACUCUCAAUCGAACAAAACAGGAACUCUCCGAAGGACAAAACAAAAUUAAAGAAAUCAUCCGAAAAUUGGAAGCAGAAAAAGUUGAACUCACAAAAAGCUUGGAAAUUUUGAAAGAAAAAGAUGCCGAAGUCGACAAAGGCUUGGAAUUGGCCGAAAAAGCGGAAGAAGUGAACAUUGACGAGGUCGUUGUGACAACAGCUCCGCUUUAUCGACAACUCCUCAGGGCAUAUUGCGAGGAAGCGGCAAUCGAAGAUGCGAUUUAUUAUCUCGGCGAAGCAUUGCGCAAAAAUGUCAUCGACUUGGAAGUGUUCCUGAAAUACGUUCGACAACUCGCUCGUCGUCAGUUUACGUUGCGCGCAUUGAUGCAAAAGUGUCGACAAAAGGCAGGACUUGCUUGUUAACUUGCUGAAUUUAUGAAUUACUCUAAAAAAAUUAAUAAAGUUACACGUA
This is a messenger RNA of Culicoides brevitarsis, 1352 nucleotides long. RefSeq names its product tumor susceptibility gene 101 protein (gene TSG101). Gene Ontology annotation, biological process: endosome to lysosome transport; protein modification process; protein transport. The transcript is spliced from 5 exons. Gene Ontology annotation, cellular component: ESCRT I complex. The coding region runs from base 134 to 1303 and encodes 389 amino acids. The record is from RefSeq and is a predicted model, not a curated record. NCBI's taxonomy places the organism in Eukaryota, Metazoa, Arthropoda, Insecta, Diptera, Ceratopogonidae. Gene Ontology annotation, molecular function: ubiquitin binding.